Linum trigynum is the source of this 3942-nucleotide messenger RNA. NCBI's taxonomy places the organism in Eukaryota, Viridiplantae, Streptophyta, Magnoliopsida, Malpighiales, Linaceae. The record is from the annotation of a GenBank genome assembly.
GCACCUGAACUCGAUUCUUUUUUAUUUUCCACUUCCCCAUCUUUUUUUUUCUUCGUUCCCAUUGGCUUCUUUCUUACUGCCCAACAUUUCCUCCCUUUUUCCAGUAGCUCAGUUUACCCCAAAAUUCACAACCUCUCAACAGCUACUCUUUUCAUUCCUGCAGGAUUCCGGUGUCUUGUUGUUCAGUUUCAUCCUCAACCAGCCCAAAAUUCACAUCCUUCUCUCCCAGAAGAAAUAUGGGUAGUUGCUGCUUAAGGAGCCAUCAGCUACCGAUUCAGUCUCACCGUAGCUUCGUUGGGUCCUCUUCCGAUUACCCUCUUCUCCCUUCUUUUCCUCGUCUUGAUCUCCAACGUUCCCGGCGCCUCCGCUCGGCGGCUCUCAUCCGUCGUACAACAACCACCACCACUAGAAUUUGUUGCCAGUAUGAUGGCACCGGCAGGAAACCAGCUCAGCAAUCCUCUUCUCCAACUGGAAUUCAACUCUAUGGUGAAAUUGAGAGGUAGGACCUUGGUUUCUUCUCUUGAACAAUCAAUAUUUUGGUCUGAACCCAUGGGUGAUAUAUCCUGUUUUGGUCUUUCUCUGUACACGACAGGAUACUUACUGAGACUGUGAGGCAGUCGCAAGGUGGUUGGGGCUCUUUGACCGACUGGACUGAGAUUGAGGUCUUCUUUCUUCCACCCCUUUUUCACUUUUAAUUAUUGAAUUGGAUUGUUACUGGAUUACUGAUACCCCAGAAAGGAUAAACCAUUGUUCAUUAGACUUGCUCAAAAUCUGACAACUUUACCCCCCAAUGGAUAAGAAAAUUGAAACACGAGAUAGUAUAUCGUCAAAAACUCAUGUAUAAGUCUGUCAUGCAUCCCAUUAGCUCUCGGUAACAUGGAGGGUUGUAACUGAAUCUUAUGUGGUUAUGCCUACCUGCCUGCCUGUCUCUUACAAUUUUCAUCUUGCAGGAUCAUAAUGGUAUUCUGAAGCUGGUUUCUUUUCAUUAUGCUGCUUAUCUGGUCAUUUUGACCUUAAGGUCGUGUUCUGUCAUUUCUGCUGGUCGUCAUAUGUCUCUGAUUCUCUGUAGUGGUAACUUACCAUGUUCCAGCGGGUACUAGCUCCUAUUUCUACUAACCAAAAGAGGUUAGGGUGGGCUCGACCAUCAUUCGAACAAUAGACUGAGACAAUACAAUAGAGCAGAAUAGGCUCGACCAUCAUUCAAAUAAUAUACGGAGACAACAUCAUAGAGCAGAAUCUAAGUCCAAGUCUGCCAUUUGCUAUGUUUGGAACUUGGGUGAACAACUACUGGAGCUCUUUCAUCUAGUUGUAAGUUGUUUUGGCCCUUGAGUCCAUAUUUUAAUAUUUAGGUUUUCUUAAUGGUGCAUUCUCAGGGAGCUUGGGUUCUCAAGCCAAGAAAUGGAAGAGCUAACUCUGUGGUCCAUUUCAUUGGUGGCAUAUUUGUUGGAGCAGCACCACAAUUGACCUACAGAUUGUUUCUUGAGCACCUUGCAGAAAAGAAAGUUGAAAUCUCUUAUUUUUUUGGUAAUGAAAGAGCUGCAUUGGCGAUGAAAUUGUAGUAACACGUACUGACAGCAGAGCAUCAACUAAAUACUUCAAGUUUCACUUAGUCCGUUCCAACUAUUGUUGACUAAUAGUAACUAAAACGAUGCUGAUAGUUGCCAUUUUUUCCUGUUGAUCUAGGGUGUAAUGGUGAUCGCAACACCUUAUGCCAGUGGGCUUGAAUAUUUCCACAUUGCAGAUGAAGCUCAAUUUAAAUUCGAUAGAGCUUUCCGCUUCUUACAAGAAUCUGUAGGUUUCACUUAUUUUUGUCUAUUGGAGGAUGAUUUACUCCUUAUCCGUGUUCUCAUUUUGUUAUUUAAUGUCUAUUGAUUAGAAUAUAAACUGAAUAGUAUGACCGGAGUCUUCGUACAGGUGCAAGAUCUUCCUACCUUUGGUAUGGGUCACUCUUUGGGGUCUGUCAUUCACCUUCUGAUUGGUAUAUGCUAGUUCAUCCUUGUAUUAUCUUUCUUUCAAGAUUGUGUUUCUCACAGUUAUUUGACAAGAAGUGAACUUGCUGUUUAGGAUCACGUUAUGCUGUGCAAAGAAGUGGGAAUGUACUGAUGGCGUUCAACAACAAGGUAGGUCUUUCCUUGAAAAUGUAGAAUGCAGUUGUCAGUCAUCAUAGGAAUUAGAAUACCCUCCUCUUUAUUUGAUGGUCCAGUAAAGCUUUCUGAUGUUUCCUGAAUCUUAAAUUUCUAUACAAAAAUGAAGUACACAAAUAUGUAGGAGACCAACAUCUUUUUCUGAAUUAAGGACUUGAUACUUCUUCGUUUUUUGUUCCUCAGGAAGCAAGCCUAGCUAUCCCUCUUUUCUCACCUGUUCUUGUGCCAAUGGCUCAAAACAUGGGCCCAAUUCUAUCACAGAUAGCCUCAUCACCGACAGUCCGCAUGGGGUGAGAUCCUGAAACAAUAGUUUAUGAAUCAUUAAUGCCUCUUUCACAUCGUGCUUUCUUGCAUCUUACUGUAUUAGGAUUCUAAGAGCUGAAUCCAAACACCAUGGCUUUUAGUGAGACAGACGUGCAAUUUAUGCUCUAGGAAUACCUUUCUGGCUGUAUUUCAUUUGAUCUUUUUGAUUAUGAUCGUGGCAUGCUUCUGUAAUGUUGACAUGUGCGAGCUAUUCUUUCUUAAUGCGUUUCUUAAUUCCUUUCAGUUGCUUAGUGAAAAUUUGUGGAAGUCUCUGUAUGUGAGCUCUGUAACUGACUGUUUAUUUUGUUAGUGGUAGCAGCUAUAAGCAACAUGUUUCUAGUUGAUCCUCUUCACUUGCCUCUCCUUUUUAAUCUGCCCCAUAUUUCAGUUUCCUUUAUGCCACGAUCUCAUGUAUACUAAUCUGUAUAAGGUUGUUGCAGGCUGAAAUAACAUUGAAGCAGAUAGAGAACCUCCUCACUCCUCCAUUCAUGAAACAAGCAUUCCCAUUAAUUGAGCAACUUCCUCCUUUAUACAUGGACCUGGUUAAUGGAAGAGAAGAGUUCAGUACAAAACCUGAAGAAACCCGCCACCUUAUAAAAUCAUAUUAUGGAGUCUCUAGAAAUCUUCUGAUAAAGUUCACCGACGAUUCCGUCGAUGAGACCUUGUCGUUAGCCAAAGUUCUGAGUUCAGAAUCAGCCAUUAGCUCGCUGCUGGACAUGUCAAUUCACUCACUACCGGGAGAUCAUGGUCUCCCUCUGCAGCAGGGAUUACCUGAUGUGCCGCCUGCAAUGGCAGAUGCAGUUAACAGAGGAAGCGAGCUGUUCGCGAAUCUGGCAGUUGGAACGCCAUGGAUGGUAGAAUCCGAAAGAAGUGGCUGCUAAGAAAACUUCGCCCGAAGUAGUCUGCAUAAAGGGCAUUGCUUCACCAGAAUUACCAGUGGUAGCCAUUUAGGCCCCUACUUAGACGCAUGCUUCCCUGUAUCAUUGCUAUAUAUGGGCGUUGGUCCGUGCUUGGGCCGGCACGACAUGGGCACGCUUCGGGCCCAUUUAUUUCAUGUCGUACCCGUCAUUUUUUGUGUCGUGCCAUGCAAGCCCAUUUGUUAACUUUGCUAGGCCCGGCCCAGGCCCGGGCACGGUUCGAAUCGUGCCGUGCCUAUUCGUGCUCGUGCCAUGCUCGUAUUCGUGUUUAAUGAAAAGGACGAAAACAAAUGAGAGGAUGAAAAAGAAGGUAAAAAUUGGACGGGGGAAGAUAGUAUUAACCGACAAUGUUGGAGAAAAGUAACACAUAAGGCGGAAAAGAAAAUUGGAAGUAUAGCGAGUAUGCUUUGGCUUUGGUUAAUUUUUUGUCCAUUUUUACUUAUGUUAGUAAUUAUGUAUAUAUCUUUAUGACACUUCUAACAACAACAAAUAAUUAUUUUUCUACUUGUGUUUUGUAAUAUUUGAACCUAUAAUUCUUUUUAUAUUUAUUUUCUAUCAAAUAAAUAUUAUUUUCGUGC